AUGAGACGGUCCAGGAUGAAUGGCGUCUGGGACAUCGAUCUGUACACUUCGAAAAAGAAGUUGAACACAACGAAGUUUGUUCUAAAGAUGGAAGCAAGGUGGUUGCAGAUGAUAACUAAAAAGGACGUCUCCGAUACCGAGACACAGGCCUUCAAAAGCAUCGUCGAGACUGUUACCACCCAAACCAUCCGAGAAAUCAGUGAUCUACCGGUCCCUUCAUCUUGGGCAGAAAUCAUUGCCCUCAAGAUCUUGUUCCCAGGUCACUUCUUGUCAUCUGAACAUGCGGUUGUCGCCCAAGAGAAGUUCCCCAAUGCCAACCUGCAUCAGUGGAAGCUCAACGAAAACGGUCCCACACCCAGUCUAGAUUGGAUCGAUAACCGGUCCCGAUCCACACCAAGAAGCCUUUCCGAUCGUGUGACAAGAAGCGAAACAGCCCGAGAUAAUGCAGAGCUUAAGCACCCACGAUCUAGAGAGGCUGCUGACGACAUCGGAAAGAAAGAGAACCCUCUCAAGAAACGACGUUUAGCACCUACGAGUACUGUCGAAGAAAAUGCCAAAGAUGCUAUAGAUGAUACAGUCGACGAUACUAUCGAGGACAUGGUGAAGGACGUCGAAUAUUCUGUCGCCGAUCCGAGCACUUCCAAGCAGGCAAAUGCUCCCCUAUCAGAUGGCCCUGGAGACUCUGGAGAUUCUGAGGACUCCAAUGAAUUUUGGAGUGAAUUCGACGACAAGCUCGCUACAGUCCGCAAAGCAGUUAAAGAAGGCACCGAGAUCACUCCACGAAUGCUGAAUGGUCUUCGAAAGGCUCACCUAACGGAGCCCAAGAAACAGCACCCUGACGAAAUUUUCAAGGACAUCAAGAAGCAGCAUGCGCGGGAGUUGCGAAAUGUUCGAGCCAGGUAUGAAGGUGUUAUCGCAACAUGGCUCAAGGGCGUCGCGAGUGGAGUAAGGGUCCUCCAGACCACACGUCGGGAGCUCUCGAUGUCGAGCAACCACGAGGAGUAA
Molecule: messenger RNA, 1005 nt
Organism: Fusarium graminearum PH-1
Lineage: Eukaryota; Fungi; Ascomycota; Sordariomycetes; Hypocreales; Nectriaceae
Exons: 2
Coding region: 1-1005 (334 amino acids)
Source: RefSeq, a predicted model, not a curated record